AGCAGCUCUGAACCCUCCCAAAACCCUUCUCAUGCCCUCUCCCUUAUUCUGAAUCUUCUUCUACCUGUUCCCAUGUACGGACACCCCGACCAAUUCCGCCCUCCCGGCGGCGGGGGUCGCCGUGGCCAACCGCCGUCUCUGACCCCUAACCCAAACUUCUACCACCAUAACCCUGCCUUCCAGUACUUCCACCAUAACCUCAGUCCCUCUUUGCAGCCCUGCGGUUACCCUGUACAGGACCCUAAUUUCUUCGUCCAAAACCCUAAUCUCCCCGUCCAGAACCUUAACUUCACGUUUGAAGGCCCUAUAUCGGCUCAAAACCCGAAUUUUUCUCUCCGACCACGACUUGAGGCGUCCCCGCAAAGCCCCGGGUUGUCUCUUGAGAGGAUCGAACGGGCGGUGGUCCGGGCCCGCUGGGACCUUCAUGCUUCCGGGGAGAGCGUUUCGGCAUGGAAAGUGUCCCAGGCGGUGGUUUCCGCCCUGCGGGUUGAUUCGUGGAGCUCUCUGGGGUUUCAGAUGCAGGAGAUUCCCUCCCUUCACCGCCUCAUGCUCAUCGAAGGGAAGAUAAAUGCAUUUAUCCAUUGCUUUGUUGGGGUUUGGGGAAUCACUACUUUGCAUGACUUGCAAGCGGCGAUUUGCAGAAAUGAAGGUGUGGAGAAUUUUGAAGAUCUGGAGUUGGGUCCCUUAUUGCGGCAUCCACUUGUGUUGCAUUACUUUUCUGUGAACACUGACAAAGUAUUUAAGAUAACUAGUGCCGAGAUAAUAUCAUACCUUUGUGAAUUCCUGGAUGCUUUCCCGAAGAAUGAUGUUAAGGUUGAGGAAUUUCUGGAUUUUAUUGCCAUGAAAAGAUCCAUGUCGAACAAAGAAAUGCUUAUGGUGCGAAUUCAGAGUCUGGGGAUGCACAUUUUUGCUAUACGGGAAGCCAAGAGGUUGGAAGAUAACCCUUUGAAGAAAUUCUUGCAGUCAAUGAAACAGAAAGCGAACAAAAAAAUCCAGAAGCGGCCUCUUCUUUCUUCAGAGAAGAAGCUGUUGGAUGAACGCUUUAGUGUUAUAUCUGAACGUAUCAAAUUAUUCUCAUCAGCUCAUGAGGAUUUUAGUGGCAAGCAUACAAGGUUCCUUUCGUCUAGCUCAGAAGAUGAAGAUAGCGAUGAAGAUAGAGGCAAAGAUAUAAAAACUGAAGUCAAAGUGAAUAGCAACAUGAAGCAUUCAGAGAAAAAUGAUCGGGUAAGUAGCUGUCCAUAUCCAUCAGUAACUGAAGAGAUGGAGAGGCUGGGUUUGAAAUCGGAAGUGGGUACGCCCUCAUCUGUCAGUGGCCUCAAAACUAAAAGUGAGGCCAAGCACAAUUUGUCUUCUCUGCUUAAACCUCGUGGAAGAGGAAAGAAGAAAAAAUCUGCAAAUGCUAAUUGCAGUAUGUCUGCUCCUACUACAAUUCCUCAAAAAGGAAAGAAAAGAAAAGCUGAAAAUGCUAUUCGUGGGAGUUGUACUCCUAAAAAGAAACCAAAGAAAGAGGACAAGCCUGCAGUGUAUAGUGGCAUGCUGGUCAGAGAUGAAGAUACCGUCAGUGAAGAUGAACUCAUACUUGAUGCGAGUUCAAUGAGAAUGUUCAUUGGAACCUGGAAAGAGACUUGUCGGGACCUGGAUGUAGCUAAGGCCCUCAUGAGGAUGCUUCAGUCAUAUAACAUCAGAUCUCGAGAAAGGAGAAGACUUACAUCUCUAUUUGCUAUGUAUCCCUUUAUAGGGUUACUAAAUGUUGCUGUGAUAUCUAUCAAAAAUGGAAUGUGGGACAACAUCUAUGAUGCUUUACAAGCCAUAGAUCAAGGUGAAGUAGGGAACACAGUUAAUGAGGCAAAUACUGAGUAUGAAACUAUAGAUGUACAACCAGAUGAAAGAAUCUCCACGGCAAUUCAAACAGAAAUUGCAGACCGGAUGCCAAGUGUUCCUGCCGAAGAUAUUAUCAGCAAAAUUGCUGCAUUCUUCAAGGUUGAUUAUCAAUCCUUAAGCAAGGGCAGAUCACUUUUUGAAAAGAAAUAUACUAUAUUUAAGAAGCUUUAUGACUGUGAGGCGUGGCUAGUGGAGCAAUUAUCAGUGAAAAAUUUUAGCUCUCUUGGUUUCGGGGGAUUCUCUACAUUUAUUGAGAAGCAUUUCUCCUCAUUUCCUAAACAGUUCUGUGACCUCUUGCACAUGGAGAGUUGUAAAAAUACCCCUUUGGAAGCUUGCAUGCGCCAGCAUCAAUUGGUCAUGUUAGUUUCGCAAGCAUCAUCCAGUUUAUGGGAGGAUGAAGCUGUAACGAAGCAAAUGAUUUUGACUCUUCUUCGAAAGCAAUUUCCAUUGCUUGAUUUCAGAAUAACAGAGAAUGGUAGCAUGGAGGAUUUCUUAGAUGCUGUGAAGGAUUAUAGGAACAACUUAAUGUCUAAAUGCGUAAUUUAUUCUGCUGCAUUGUUUGGAUCGAGUUGUAAGGGACAAGUUAUUGCUGAUGUUGUGAAGUUAUCAGAGGACAAAGUGGGAACCAGUAUUUCUUCUGAAAUAUUGGCACCGGUGACGAGUAAAGAAGCAGCUUCCGUCCUACUGAAAGCACCAAUGCUGGCAGAUCUUAUAUCAUGGUCAAACUGGGACCAGGUGUUUGCUCCUUCCCUUGGUCCUCUGAUGGAGUUUUUGUUGAAUGAAAUCAACUCAAAAGAGCUGUUAUGUUUGGCUACUAGAGAUGGGAAAGUCCUUCGAGUUGACCAGUCAGCUACAGUUGAUUCAUUCUUGGCAGCUGCACUUAUUGGUUCCUCUUUCCUAACAGCACUGCAACUUGUGUCAUUGAUUUCAGUAGUAGGAGGAGAAAAGCAUGUGCCAUUGUCACUACUCAAAUGCCACUCAUGUCGAGCAUUUGAAGUCAUCAAGUUGAAUUUCCAGGGUGCGAAGGUUUCUGGUAACACGAAAGAGAAAGUACUUUCUCCGUCGAGAUUUUUUCUUGAAUCUCUUGGUUAUAUACCUGCAGAUUUUCGUGCUUUUGCAGCCGAUGUUUUCUUCAAGGGGCUUCGUUCUGUUGUGAAAGAUGCUCCUUCAGCUGUUCUGGAAGAAUGCGACCAAUUGGAGCAUCGAAUUAUGCUUCAUGGAGUAGGAUUAUCUCUUGGCAUAGUGGAGUGGAUCCAUGACUAUAAUUCAUUUACUUCUGAUGCUGAAAGUGUCUCUUCUGCGACUGAUUGCCGAUAUAAGAAAGUAGAGGGAUCAGACUAUGAGAUAAACAUUAAGCAUAUAGAAGGUCCUGUUGAUAAGAAAUCUUCUGUUGACGAUGAAAAUGUACGACGAGGGAAAGUAGAGGGUAUAUGCAGUGCAUUUGACGGUGCAGUUGAUGUUAAAGGACAAACUGGUGGUGUUGUCAGUGUAGAGACAGAUGCACCAUUGCUUAUUGAAUCGAUCAGGCAAGACGAGUUUGGUCUGAACCCGACUUUUUCUGCCACAGAGAGUAGUAUGUUGAAGAAGCAACAUGCUCGCUUGGGAAGAGCCCUCCACUGUCUUUCACGUGAAUUGUAUUCUCAAGAUUCUCAUUUUCUUCUUGAGCUUGUUCAAAAUGCUGAUGAUAAUACUUAUCCAGAGAAUGUGGAACCAACACUAAUUUUAAUUCUUCAAGGAUCGGGAAUUAUUGUUCUAAAUAAUGAGCGAGGAUUUUCUGCAGCAAACAUAAGAGCUCUUUGCGAUGUUGGAAAUUCAACAAAAAAAAGAUCUACUGGCGGAUACAUAGGGCAGAAAGGCAUAGGGUUCAAAUCAGUUUUCCGGGUGACAGAUGCCCCAGAGAUACAUUCUAAUGGAUUUCACAUCAAAUUUGAUAUAAGUGAAGGGCAAAUUGGAUUUGUCCUGCCAACUCUUGUGCCUGCUUGCAAUAUUGACUUCUACUGUAAAUUGGCUUCUGGUGACGACAAUCCAUUGGAUCAUAGCUCCUGGAACACUUGUAUUGUACUUCCUUUCAAGUCUCAACUGCUGGAAGGAAAUGCAAUGAGCGGUGUUAUGACAAAGUUUUCUGAUCUUCACCCAUCAUUACUCCUCUUCCUCCACCGCCUGAAAUGCAUAAAGUUCAGAAACAUGCUUGAUGAUUCUCUAGUUACUAUGAGGAAAGAGGUCCUAGAGAAUGGUCUUGUUAGGGUGUCUCAUGGGAAGGAGAGAAUGACUUGGUUGGUAGUUUCUGAGAAGCUGCAGGCAGAUUUUAUUCGCCAUGAUGUGCAAUUAACGGAGAUUGCAUUGGCUUUUACCCUUAAGGAAUCAGAAGAUGGCUAUUACAUCCCUUCUCUGGAGCAACAGCCUGUGUUUGCUUUUCUUCCUCUUAGAACCUAUGGUCUAAAAUUUAUCCUCCAGGGUGAUUUCGUCCUUCCGUCAUCAAGAGAGGAAGUAGACGGGGACAGCCCAUGGAACCAGUGGCUACUGUCUGAGUUUCCCAGUCUAUUUGUGAGGGCCGAAGAGUCUUUCUGUGCUCUCCCUUGCUUUAGAGAAAAUAAAGGGAGAGCUGUGUCGGCAUAUAUGAGCUUCGUCCCACUUAUUGGUGAAGUUCAUGGCUUCUUUUCGUGUCUUCCUCGAAUGAUAAUAUCUAAGUUGCGAAUGUCUAAUUGCUUGCUUUUAGAUGGAGAGAAUUGGGAGUGGAUCCCUCCCUGCAAGGCCCUUAGGGGCUGGGACGAACAAGCUCAAAAACUUUUUUCCAAUUCUCUGCUCCGAGACCACCUUGGUAUUGGAUUCCUCAAUAAAGAUAUAAUCUUGUCCGAUCAAUUAGCGAGGGCUCUUGGAGUUGAGGAAUAUGGCCUGAAAACUUUAGUUCGAGUAAUUUCCUCAUUGUGUGAGAAGGGUAAUGGAGUUCAGUUGAUGGGUUUGGAUUGGCUCUUUCAUUGGCUAAAUGCUUUGUAUUCCAUGUCCUUAAAGUCAUCUUCUGGUGAGAAUUCUGAAAUAGAGAAUGAUCUGAUAAAGAACCUUAAGAAAAUUGCAUUUAUUCCGCUCUCAGACGGCACAUUUAGCUCGCUGCUUGAAGGUACGAUUUGGUUGCACACUAACUCCAUGAAUUCUAGCAUUAAUGGUGACUACGGAUCAGAAGCAUCUCAUAAUAUCUGCUGUAAGCUCAGGAUAGUAAACCCAUCACUGUUUUCAUCCUCGGAUAUGCACUUGGUUGAUAAUGUGACUAAGAUUCUCCAGAGGAUUGGGGUCCAGCGGCUCUCUGCUCAUGAAAUCAUUAGAGGACACAUCUUGCCUGCACUAUGUGAUGAGAGAAAUGGGAACGAGGAUCAAAACCUGAUGAUAGAAUGCAUUUGCUUUGUGAUGGUCCACCUACAGUCUAACUGCCCCUCCUGUCGCACUGAAAGGGAAAGCAUUAUCUAUGAGUUACGAAAUAAAGCUCUUAUCUUGACGAAUUAUGGUUUUAAACGCCCAGUUGAGGUGCCUAUUCAUUUCAGUGAAGAGUACGGAAAUCCUAUCAAGAUAGAUAGGUUGGUCAAUCCUGAAGACAUGAGGUGGCACGAGGUGGAUAAAUCGUACUUGGUACAUCCGAUGAAUGACUCGCACCUGUGUGGAUUGAAGAACUGGAGAGACUUCUUUCAGGAAUUGGGUAUUACAGAUUUUGUGCAGGUAGCUCAAGUUGAGAGGCAUUUUACUGAAAUUUCUCACAUGCUUCCGGAAAUAAGCCUCAAGGAUAUGCACCUUAUUGGUCCUGGCUCUGUUGGGAAAGACUGGGAAUCAAAUGAGUUGGUUAAUUUGUUGUCGCUGUUGGCCAAAAGUGGAAAUCCUGAGAGCUGUAAAUAUCUGUUGGAUAUUCUAGACUUACACUGGGACAGUCUCUUCUGUGACAAAGUUAUGGGUCACUUCCAUCUUACGUCCACUAUGAAUGAUCCGGUAGUUUUCGAAUCUUCAUUUUUAAGGCACUUACGCAAUGUUCAAUGGGUGGUAUCAAGUAUGGACAAUGAACUUCACUAUGCUAGUGAUUUAUUCCACGACUGUGAUUCUGUGCGUUCGGUUUUAGGCCAUUCUGCUCCAUAUGCUGUUCCACAGGUGAGAAGUACAAAGUUGCGGAGCGGUAUUGGGUUCAAAACAAAAGUCACCCUCAAUGAUGUUUUAGCAAUUUUGGACCUUUGGAGGAGAUCAGAAACUUCUUUCAAUGCAAGCAUAGCACAAAUGUCAAGAUUGUACACAUUCGUAUGGAACAAAUUGGCAUAUGCAAAAGGAAGUAUUGCAAGCAAGUUCAAAGCACAGAAAUUCAUAUUUGUUCCAUCGGUCUCCGUAUCUAGGCACGACAGCCUUGUGCCUGGUCUGUUUUGCUCUCCUGAGGAGGUGUAUUGGCAUGAUUCGACUGGUGUGUUGGAUCAGAUGAAUGAAGAAUUCGCCUCAGAUGUUCUGAACCAUCACGUCCCUCUCAAGACAAUACACAACAUCUACUCAGGCCUUCAUGACUUCUUUGUUAUUGAGUGUGGAGUUCCUGAGAGCCCUCGUUUUGAUGGUUAUGUCAUGAUCUUGCAGCGGCUGUCCAAAACGGUUUUGCCCUCACAAGCAGCUCAUGCUGUGUAUAAAAUUUUCCAGAAGUGGAAUGAGGAAUUGAACUCUGGAUCCUUGGAUGCUGCAGCUAUUGGGCACUUGAGAGAGAGCUUGACAAAAACACAAUUUAUGGUGCUGCCAACAGUACAGGACAAGUGGGUUUCUUUGCAUCCAUCCUUUGGUCUCAUAUGCUGGGUUGAUGACAAGAAGCUAUAUAAGGAAUUCAAGAAUUUGAUGGGAAUCGACUUUCUGCGCUUCUGUGAGCCUAGUGAAGAUGAUGAACUGAUGCUCCCUACCAGAAUGUCUAACCUCCUGAGAGCCUUGGGGAUUCCUGCUCUUUCCGAGGUUAUAACCCCUGAGGCAAAAUAUGAAGGUCCAUCAGAUAGUAGCUUGAAAGCUUCAUUGAUCAACUGGGCACUUCCUUAUGCUCAACGUUACCUCUAUUGCAUGCAUUCAGAGAAGUACUCAGAGUUAAAAGAAUCUGGGUUCGACAAUGUGAACAAUUUACAGGUGUUAGUAGUCGAGAAGUUGUCCUAUCGCAAUCUCGUGAAAUGCAUCAAAGAGUCAUCGAAGAAACUAUACAAUUGCAGCUCCAUUCUGCAGGGUAAUACCCUGUAUGUCGCCCACGACUCAGAAAUGCACGCUGUAUUCUUGGAGCUCUCCCGACUGUUCUUCUGCGGAACUCCUAACCUCUACAUGGCAAAUUUCCUACACAUGAUCAUGACAAUGGCAGAAUCAGGCUCUCCCAAGAGUCUGGUCGAAAAGUUUGUCCUCGAUACCCAGAAAGUAUCGGAACUUCCUGCUGAGGAGCCGGUUUGGUCCAUUGAAAUCCCACGAACCCCUCUUCCUAAAGGUCCAGAUGAGUCUCUUCCUUCUGCUUCAGCUUCGACAGCUGAAUCUGAGCAAACUGCUGUAAAAUCGAACAAGAGGAAGGCUUCUUGGCCACCCAUAGAUUGGAAAACAGCCCCUGAUUUUAAAUAUGCCCGUCAAAAUGGGUUAAGGUCUCGGGCUGCUUCUUCAGGCGAAGUGCUGCACCAGGAAAGUAAGGAUGAAGAUUCUGAAGUCAUCAUUGCUGAGGUGGAAAAUGCAAUUCCUGAUGAUAUUAAUGUAACACUGAAGGUCAUGGCAGACUCAGAAUCACCUGCUGCUGAAUGGAUCCCAUUGGAAUCCAAUAUCCUCGAAGAUGAGCUUGCUGUUGAUUCAAAUCAUGCUUCUGAUGGACCUGGGCCUAGUUCAGGGCCCGGGUCUUUGAAAUUUUAUCACAGAGACCAGCUCAACACUGGAGCACCCGACCCAGCACAGGCAAUAUUAACGGGGAGGCUUGGUGAGCUUGCUGCAUACAAGUAUUUCUCUGAGAGUUUUGGCAGUCAGAGAAAAGUGAACUGGGUGAAUGAGGUGAGUGAGACAGGACUGCCUUAUGAUAUCCUCAUCGGGGAUCACCAGUAUAAUAGAGAGUACAUAGAGGUGAAGGCGACAACGUCUUCCAGGAAAGACUGGUUCAAAAUAACCCUGAGGGAGUGGCAAUUCGCCAUCGAGAUGGGGGAUUUGUUCAGCGUGGCCCACGUGGUCCUGAAGGAUAAGAAGGCUGCCAGGGUCUCGGUGUUCAGAAACCCCCUAAAGCUUUGCCAGCAGGGGAAGCUUCAGCUGGUGCUACUGAUGCCGAAGGAGUCGAAGAAGGAGUUCUCUGUCGCUGCUUCUUAAUUAAGACCUAGCAGCUUUUGUGUCUGAUAGUUCUAACCUCUUGAAAUCAUGUUAGUCUCGAACAUAAAAUUAUGGGUAGUCUGGGAAUAGAUGGGGGCGGUUAGGACUUAUUAAUGGUCGGUCCUGAUUAAUUGAUGGCGGCCUCGAACAUUAUUUUUUACAGAAAUAGGAACACAUGUUAUACAAAAAAAGCUAGUGAAAGAUGGAAAGAUGACAGGACAUGUAUCAAGUCAUCUUAUUCUUUGUAGUCUUCUCGAUGGUCAAAAUCGCAUUAGGAUUGAAUUUGGUAAUGCUUAUAAUGAUGAUUUUCCAGCUUUCUGUACA
Messenger RNA from Punica granatum (pomegranate), 8511 nucleotides. Lineage: Eukaryota; Viridiplantae; Streptophyta; Magnoliopsida; Myrtales; Lythraceae. The record is from RefSeq and is a predicted model, not a curated record.